Messenger RNA from Salvelinus sp. IW2-2015, 2238 nucleotides. RefSeq names its product purinergic receptor P2X, ligand-gated ion channel, 1 (gene p2rx1). Gene Ontology annotation, cellular component: nuclear inner membrane; plasma membrane. Gene Ontology annotation, molecular function: purinergic nucleotide receptor activity; extracellularly ATP-gated monoatomic cation channel activity. The record is from RefSeq and is a predicted model, not a curated record. Lineage: Eukaryota; Metazoa; Chordata; Actinopteri; Salmoniformes; Salmonidae. Gene Ontology annotation, biological process: response to ATP; calcium ion transmembrane transport.
UGAGAGGUAAGGGUGACAGGAAGAAACUUGAGAGAGAGAGAGAGAAGUCCAACACAGCUACUGAAACAUGUCAGCUGUUGGUUAAGGGGGGCUGAAGAAGAAAAAUAGUUAAUAGGGAAGAGGUGUGAGAGACAGAGAGGCAGGGUCAGGGUGUAUGCAUGCCAGCACGAUGGAGAGACCCUCCUGUCUUCCACGGAGCAGCAAGAUGAACAGCUACAUCACCAACGCCAUCUCUGACUUCUUCUUCAAGUAUGAGACCCCCCGCCAGGUGCUGGUGCAGAACAGGAGAGUGGGGGUCGUGUGCCGAUUGAUUCAGCUGGGGGUCCUGGCUUACAUCAUCGGUUGGGUGUUUAUCUAUGAGAAAGGCUACCAGUCGACAGACACGGCCGUGAGUUCUGUCUUUACUAAGAUGAAAGGGGUGGGCUACACCAUGGUGGAUGGAGAGGAGAGGGUCUGGGACAUGGUCGACUACGUCUUCCCUGAACAGGGAGACUCAUCUUUUGUGGUGAUGACCAACUACAUUAUAACCAAAGGUCAGAAAAUGGGAAAAUGUCCUGAGCUCGCAGAACCCAGGUAUCUCUGCAACUCCGACUCAGACUGUGAAAUAGGGAUAACAGAACGUACAGGACAUGGACAUAUGACGGGGAAGUGUGUGGGGAACACAACCAAGACGUGUGAGGUUGUAGCCUGGUGCCCUGUGGAAGAUGACCGCAAAAUCCCAGAUCCCGCACUUUUGAUGUCGGCAGAGAACCACACACUGUUCAUCAAAAACUCUGUCACCUUUCCAGCAUAUGGUGUUAAGAGGAGUAACCUUGUAGAAGGUAUCGACAAUCAGUACAUCAAGAGUUGUGUGUAUGACCCGACAACGUCCCCACUGUGUCCCAUUUUCAGACUGGGUGACUUGGUACAGCUGUCUGGCUUCAACUUCGCCACCAUAGCCAAAAUGGGCGGGGCGAUUGGUAUCGUCAUUGACUGGACCUGUAACCUGGACUAUGACCAGUCAGAGUGUAAACCGAUCUACACCUUCCACGGUCUCUAUGGAAAUCCCAAUGAGACAGACAUGGCUAGAGCGUCUGUUGGAUACAACUUCCGGUAUGCAAAGCAUUAUAUGGAGGACAAGCAGGAGAAAAGAACGCUUAUGAAAGUGUUUGGGAUUCGAUUCGACAUCAUUGUUCGUUCAGUGGCCAGAAAGUUUGAUAUCAUCCCAACACUAACAGCUAUAGGGUCUGGCGUUGGAAUCUUUGGAGUGGCAACUGUAGUAUGCGAUCUGAUCCUUCUGUAUCUACUACCAAAGAGGGAGUUCUACAACAACAUGAAAUUCAAGGUCACAGAAACAGUAGAGCAGUGCGACAACCUGAGGCUGGGUAUAAACACGUUCAUCUAUUACAUCCCUGACGUCUAUGCAGGACCACAAGUCUCAGCCAAUAUAAUCCUACAACAUAAAGAACCUUUAGACGAGUUCUCGUCAGAAAAAUAAGUAUCCAAGGAGUGAUCCUACAAAGGGUAGAUUCAUGACUCUUGGGCUCCAGACAGCAGAAACAGGUGGAUCCGGCUCCUGCAGAACACAGACUCCAGGCUGUACUGCCAUGCAGAGGACACUUGGACAGGAAAAGACAGUCUCAAACAACAUUCUUCUCUCGUCAGCUCAAUUAUUCAACUGCUAAUUAUUUAUACCUUCAAAUCUUGGCAACAGACCUCAAAUGAUGCUAUCUGUUUAGGAGAUAAACCAAGAUAAAUACAGAAUAUUAUUCUUUCAGAGACAGAAGCAGCCACCCUCCCUAAAAGCACUGUUCUCUCAACAUUGCAGAAUUAGCACUGUGUAUUAGUUGAGUGUUGGUCCAUUACCUCAAAGCGGCAUGGUUUAUAACACAUUUUAGGCAGCCCUUCUACUUUACGGGAGAACCACCAAUUUCCAACUUGAUAUGACCAUUAUAACACAGUUCCAUAACAUUUUUAUAACACGGUUAUAACAGCCCUCUACUUUAUGGUAGCACCACCCAUUUCCAACCUCUUCCAUCGGCACAGAGCCCUCAAUGUUGUCUUCAAGAGACAACACUAGAAUACUCCACUUUGGGUACUCCACUUUGAAAGACACAAUUAUGUAUUUUAGGUUAUAUCUUUCUCUUUAACAGUUUGCAAUUGCCACGUGAAUUCAAUAAACCAUGUUCUGAGUUUAGGUUAUACUCUUGCAUACCCUUUUACAGGUUACUUACAAAAUACAAAAUUAUUCAAAAAUGA